AUGGCCAUUGCCAUAAUUCCGAUGGCAUUGGAAUUUGAUUGGUCUUCUACCACACAAGGAUUUGUUUUAUCAUCAUUUUUUGUGGGCUAUUUGUCCACUCAAAUUAUAGGUGGAGUACUUUCAGAUAGAUUUGGAGGGAAGUGGGUGCUUAGUAUUGCUGCCGCAUUAUGGACAAUAUUUACAUUCCUUACACCAAUCGCCGCUAAAUAUAAUCUACCAUGUCUGAUUUUGUGUCGAAUUUUUUUGGGAAUUGGGGAAGGUGCAUGUUUGCCUUGUAUUCACUCUUUAAUUGCAGUUUGGUUCCCACCGGAGGAACGUUCUCGAGCCGUUGGAGCGAUCACCGCAUCAGGUUUUAUAGGAAUUGUAGUUGCCAUGCCUAUAUCAUCAUUGUUAAUUGCAAGCUCUCUCGGAUGGGAAAGCAGCUUUUGGACAUUUGGACUUGUCGGAUGUAUUUGGUCUAUUGCAUGGCAUUUUUUAGGUGCUAGUAGUCCUAUUAAUUAUCCCGGAAUAUCGGAAGGGGAAUUAUCAUUGAUUUUAAAGCGUGAAUAUGAUGUAAAUAGAAAUGGUUUAAGAUUUAAUCAAUUUGAGUCUGGAGUGUCAAUAGUGGAAGAUAUUGAUCUUGAAGUUGAAUCAUCAAGAACAAUAACAGCAAUUGAAGAAGAUAUUGAUCCUGAAGUUGAAUCAUCAAGAACAAUAACAGCAAUUGAAGAUGAGAAUACUAAACUGUUAAAAGCUAGUAGUGAUCAAAAUUACCUUAAGGUUGGCAAUGCGUCGAAUGAAACUUUGGAAAUAUCAAAUUCGAGUAAAGAGGAAAUUCCAUGGAAAUUAAUUUUUUCUCGACGAGAAAUAUGGGCAAUACUAGUUGCACAAUUCUGCAACUGUUUAGGUUAUUAUAUAAUGCUUAAUUGGUUACCAACUUAUUAUUCAGACAACUUUGGAGUAGAUAUUAAAAAUCUCGGGUAUUUUAUGGCUCUUCCGAAUAUAUCACAAGGAAUUAUGGGAUUUGUAGUUGGUAUAAUAGGUGAUUAUCUAAUCAACGAAUUAAAUAUUCGGGUGAUUACGGUAAGGAGAGGUGCGCAAAUUAUUGGAGGCUUUGGUCUAUCAAUAUUUCUUUUAAUUUCCGUAUACCUAUCAACAUCACCGAUAGAGGGAAUCUUAUUAAUAACAAUUGGAUGUGCAAUAGCGUCAUUUAAAGUUAUUGGUGUUCAUAUGGUUCAGCUUGAUAUAGCACCAAAAUAUGCAGGAGUAAUAUGGGGAAUAGGGAAUACGUCUGCAGUGAUUUCGGGAAUGUUUGGAGUUGCAUUAACAGGAUUAAUCUUGGAUAACUCAUUUAAAAAUUGGGAUUUUAUUUGGAAUCUGAUUGUAUUAUUCUAUUUAACUGGAACGAAUCCUGGAAUAUGUAUAGAUGUAUAUUAUUGGUCAAAAGAUCAUUUCAAAAAUUAUUUCAAAAUACAAAUUUUUUUAACCAAAAUUCAUAAUUUUCUUGUAAACAUUCUUGUAUCAACUUAG
Messenger RNA from Cetraspora pellucida, 1509 nucleotides. Lineage: Eukaryota; Fungi; Glomeromycota; Glomeromycetes; Diversisporales; Gigasporaceae. The record is from the annotation of a GenBank genome assembly.